Molecule: messenger RNA, 3498 nt
Organism: Apis dorsata (giant honeybee)
Lineage: Eukaryota; Metazoa; Arthropoda; Insecta; Hymenoptera; Apidae
Product: neprilysin-4-like
Exons: 15
Coding region: 910-3402 (830 amino acids)
Biological process (GO): protein processing
Cellular component (GO): plasma membrane
Molecular function (GO): metalloendopeptidase activity
Source: RefSeq, a predicted model, not a curated record
CGUAAGGAGUGCGUAAAAUGCCUCUCGCGGUGUGCGUGUACGUAUAGAGCACCGUCUCGAUUGUUGUUGCCAUCGCCAUUGGCGUUGACUGCCGACGUUACAUAUGGAAAUUACUCUCGUACAAAUGUUGCUAGGACUAAUUUGGCUGUACGUGCAAUGUUACAUUAACAUUCGUGCCGAGAUCAGAGCUGCACAAUAGCUUCAGUCUGUUCUCUUCAUCACGGGCGCACGGUGUCAAUAUUCCGAAAACGGUUCACUCGAUUCUUUCGAAAUUUUGAAAAUUUCUUCUAUUCCAUCUCGGUUCGAAUGUCUUUCCUUCGAUUCGACUAAAUGGAAAUGUAAAAUCGUAAAAGAAUCAAGAGCACGGUCAUUGUGAGUGUCUUAAGGAUAGAUAGAUUCGAUUUCGUUUGUGAUACGCGAGUGAUUCGCAAGUGUGAUUCAUAACUGCGCGAUGUGUUACGAUGAAAUAGAAUAGGUAGAAUAAUCAGAUUGAGAAGAAGGGGUCGACUUGCUUUCAGACAAGAUGAGAAGCGCGAACAGUUUGGACCAAUAUAACGACGAUGACUUCUUCAGCGGUGGUCCCUGCCCUUCUUGUCGGUUAGCCAUUAACAAGGAAACUGGUCGACUCAAGUUCGUGGUGUAUGGGCGGAAACGAUACUUGGCGCUUCCGAGUGAAAUUAAUGCUUCUGAUUCCCGCCGUGUUAUUGCCGAUCACUAUAAUUUUCAUCGCCCUCUCGAGGUCACAGGUGAUUGGCAAAACUCCUUAUCAUCGUACGCAUUUGGUUCACGCGACUAAAAGACAGGACGAGAGAACCGAGGAGACUUUUCCGCAAAUUGUUAGCAGCGACCAGCCGCAGCGAGAUAGAGCGGGUAGAAGAAGAGGAAGAAGAUAGAAUCCUUAUACCUGAAAUGAAAACUUACUACGCGCCGAUGGAAUCUCUACUUUCGCCACGACAGCUUCAACGACGCAAGAGAGACCUGGAUGGGGAUCAAGCGAUAGAAGUAGACUACAACACUGAAAAGUCAGAUGAUCAAAAUUCCGAUGAAAAUUUGAACAAUUUCUUGGAUGAUUACUACUCUGAGAUGGAUGCCGAUGAGAUUAAAGGAAAAUCUGAUAUACAAACUAACGAUUAUCGAGAAUAUGGCGAGUACACCCAUGACUCUCAUAAAAAUGAAGAACUACGUUCCAAAUUCUUCAAAUAUGAUAAUAUUGAAGAACGUUCUCAAGACGAGUCGGACGAGGGCGAACAAGGUGGAAGACGUCAAAUUUCCAUCGAUGACUCGGACUCUAGUUUGCCAAUUGAUGAUUAUCAACAGGAAGACGAUACUCAUACAGAUUUCCAUGCGUUUUGGAAAGGCGAAGGAAACGAGUGGGCCAUCAGAGAGGCUCAAGCAAAAAUCAUGCUCAAGUACAUGGACAAGAGUACUGAUCCUUGCGAAGAUUUCUAUCAGUUUGCCUGUGGCAAUUGGGCGAGACACAAUCCUAUCCCUAAAGACAAAGCUGCCUAUGAUACGUUCGAAAUGAUUAGAGAAUCAUUAGAUUCUGUGUUGAAAGAGCUUCUUGAAGAACCUAUAUUGAAAGAAGUUAUGUUGAAUACGGAUGAUGCUAUAGUCAAGGCUAAACAUUUGUUUCAAAGUUGUAUGAAUUACGAGAUCUUGGAGCAACGCAUGGAACGGCCGCUUAUACAACUUUUAGAUGAACUCGGUGGAUGGCCUAUAUUGAGACCUAACUGGGAUCCAGAAAAAUUCGAUUGGCUUCUUUUGGUUGCACAAUUGAGGCUUUAUAAUAACGAUAUUCUUAUUUCGGAAUGGGUUGCACCAGAUAUUAAGAACAGCGAUCAAUAUGUUAUACAGUUCGAUCAGACAUCAUUGGGUUUACCUACAAGAGAUUAUUUUCUCCAACCAUCGAAUAUGAUUUAUCUGAAAGCUUACAAAAAUUAUUUAAUAAAAAUUUCUACUCUUCUGGGCGCAUCUUUGCAGAAUGCUACUAUGGAUGCUGACGAAUUAAUAGAAUUUGAAACGAAACUUGCCAAAAUCACAUCAUCUCCUGAUGAAAGAAGAAAUCUUUCAGAAUUAUAUCAAAGAAUGAGUAUUGGAGAACUGAGAACUCUGAUACCUCAAAUUAAUUGGCAUCGAUAUUUAACCAUCGUUUUAGCUCGACCAACUAAUAUUUCUGAACCUGUUGUUGUUUAUGCGAUGCAAUAUAUCCAAGACUUGGUAAAUCUUCUUUCAAAAACUAGUCCGCGAACUAUCGCAAACUAUCUUCUUUGGCGAUUCGUUAGGCAUAGGGUAAAUAAUCUAGAUGAUCGAUUUCAAGAGGCUAAGCAAAAAUUUUAUUAUAUUCUUUUUGGAAGAGAACAAGCACCCCCCAGAUGGAAAAAUUGUGUAGCACAAGUGAAUUCUAAUAUGGGCAUGGCUGUAGGAUCAAUGUUCGUGAAGAAAUAUUUCGACGAAAAAAGCAAAAACGAUACAUUGUCUAUGACUCGAGAGAUACAACAAUCAUUUAAAGAGCUUUUGAAUCAAACUUCCUGGAUCGAUGACGAAACGAAAGAAUUGGCCACCGAGAAAGUGAACGCAAUGCUGUUAAGAAUCGGCUAUCCUGAUUUCAUUUUACAACCUGAAUUGUUGAAUGAACGUUAUAAGGAUAUCGUGAUCCGUCCAGAUAAGUAUUUCGAGAAUACAUUAAAUAUUUUACAACAUUUGACCAGAGUGGAACAAGAUCGGCUUGGCAGCCCUGUUAACAAGACCCUCUGGAAUACCGCACCAGCAGUGGUCAAUGCUUAUUACAGUCGUAGCAAGAAUAGGAUAAUGUUUCCAGCUGGCAUACUACAACCGCCCUUUUAUCACAGAUAUUUUCCACGGUGUUUAAAUUACGGUGGAAUAGGAGUUGUAAUUGGCCAUGAAAUUACGCAUGGCUUCGAUGAUAAAGGUCGAUUAUUCGAUAAGGAUGGUAAUCUACACAGAUGGUGGAAAGAUGAAGCUAUUUACGGAUUUCAUCAACGUGCCCAAUGUCUUAUCGACCAGUAUAGUCAUUAUAUUGUGCCCGAAGUUGGAAUGAAAAUUGAUGGAAUGAAUACGCAGGGAGAGAAUAUCGCGGACAAUGGUGGCAUUAAACAAGCUUUUCGAGCUUACGAAAGAUGGUUACGCUUAAACGAGGAUGCUGACGAAACUCUGCCUGGUUUGAACGCGACCGGAAAGCAAUUGUUCUUUCUCAAUUUCGCUCAAGUAUGGUGUGGCUCGAUGAGACCGGAAGCUACUAGGAAUAAAUUAAAAACCGCGGUGCAUUCACCUGGCAAAUUUCGCGUGAUCGGUACUUUGUCAAAUUCGAAGGAUUUCGCGGAAGUAUUUCAUUGUCCUCUAGGCGCACCCAUGAACCCAAUUAAGAAAUGUUCCGUUUGGUGAUGAACAAUGUGCUUGCUAUUCUGCUAGUUUCAUCGUCAUAUCGAUCGUUAGUCGAUUUAAAUUAAUCCGAGCAACAUGAUUAAGAAAAAAAGAAAA